Molecule: messenger RNA, 1214 nt
Organism: Thermothelomyces thermophilus ATCC 42464
Lineage: Eukaryota; Fungi; Ascomycota; Sordariomycetes; Sordariales; Chaetomiaceae
Exons: 3
Coding region: 232-864 (210 amino acids)
Source: RefSeq, a predicted model, not a curated record
GCUCGACAGGUAGUUUCCUAGUCCAAAGAAACCCUUCUCUCGCCCGACAGAAGCAGGUCAAACGUCCCGAAACGCACACGCACACGCACCCAUCCUCCCGCUCCCGCCAUCUUCAGCAAAAUGCGUACUCCCUCCCGUCGGUCAACCGCGAGCAGCGGCUGGGAAAUGAUUCCCUCCUUUGAAACCGGAUCCUUCACCAAGGGGAGGUCGCCUCAGUUCAACCCCAACAACAUGUCCUCCGUUCAAGUUGCCAACGCCUCCGCUGACGGCGCACUGGCCCAGCUCGAGGCAGACCUCAACGGCGCCAAUCGCACCGACACCAUCGCCGGCUACCGCCCCGAUCACAAAGCCCCUUCCAACUCUUCCACCGAGACCCCCGGCACCGACGACACCGCCACGCUCACCGGCCUCCCCGCUCCCCUCGCACCCGCCGUCGCCCCGCUCCCUUCCGAGCCCAUUCGUACGCACACGCCGCUGACCAGCUCCAACAUGGACCUGCACCAACGCGAGCUAGGGCAGCUCUACACGGGCAACAUAAAACAAUGGGCCAUCAGCGCCGGCAUCGGCUCCCGCUUCCAAACAGGGGGCAACGAUGACAAUAACAACAGCAACAACGAUACGAUGUCGUCGAGCCUGGAGCACAGCCUCCUGACCGCCCUGACUGCCGGCGGCGGACCCGGCGGCGAGCGCUCCGUCUCGGGAAGCAACAUCAGUCAGGGGGGUGACUGGGUAAUGGUGGUGCCGCCCUCCAAGACCGACGAGGACGUGGCCGGGGCGGGGAUGUGGUCGACCGACAUGCCGAUGCCGCCGGUGAUGGCGACGAGGCGGGCGUCGGUCGCGAGCAGCGACGGCGGCUUCUACUGAGGGAGUGGAAGGGAGUCCUGGGCGGGUUGGAGAGGAUCGAUGAUCGGGGCUCGACGACGGCAGAAGCCCCUUCGGCAGCAGGAAGGGGACUGAGUCUCCGAUGGCCAGCCAGUGUGGCCGGCGUGGGGCAGUGUCGUCGUCUUGAAGGUUGCUCGAAGGGUGUGGGUCCUUGGCCAGGAGAGCUGGAUCGGGGACGUCCAUGAGUGACAGUGGCCAGCAGGUCUGACGAGAUGCGGUUGUCAGGUCUCUCUGGUGGAGAGGUCCGGUCCGGUCCUAAUGUCUGAUGAGGUACACGAGUCGGUCAGAGUUUUCCUCUUUCGUGGGUUGCAUUGGAAAUGGGCAGAACUCCA